CUAUAUAUUCAUCAUUCCACAACUCAACACAAACAUAAAAACCCUAAUUUUCAGAUCUCCGAAAACCAUGUCGGCGAUCAUGAAAACUCUCUGUUUUUCUUUCCUCAUCCUCGCUUCUUUUGCAACUUUCUUCUCUGUUGCUGAUGCAUGGAGGUUUAACGUCGGAGGUAACGGAGCUUGGGUUAUAAACCCUCAAGAAAACUAAAAAAGAAACCGUUUCCAAGUCAAUGACACUCUCUAUUUUAAGUAUGCGAAGGGAUCAGAUUCUGUUCAACAAGUGAUGAAGGCAGAUUUUGAUGGCUGCAAUGUUAGAAAUCCGAUCAAGAACUUUGAUAAUGGUGAAUCUGUUGUGACUCUUGAUCGAUCUGGUCCUUUUUACUUCAUAAGUGGUAAUGAAGAUCACUGUAAAAAGGGACAGAAACUGAUCGUCGUUGUUCUCGCCGUCAGAGAUCACCAGACGGUUCCUAUUUCUCCGGCGAAACCUCCGUCAUCAGCUCAGCCUCCAAAAUCUCAUUCCCCUGUUCCUUCAGUUUCUCCGGCUCAACCUCCUAAAUCUCACUCCCCUGUUUCUCCCGUUUCUCCUGCUAAACCUCCGUCUAUGGCUCAACCUCCUAGAUCCUCUUCUCCGGCGACUGCUCCUUCAAAAUCUCAGCCACCUAAAUCCUCUGUUUCUCCAGCACAACCACCUAGGUCUUCUUCCCCUGUUUCUCACUCACCGUCGCAUUCUCCAUCUCACUCUCCGGCGACUCCAUCUCCGUCACCAAAUUCCCCCACCCCGGUUUCUCACUCACCAGUUCACUCGCCAGCACAUGCUCCAUCUCCGACACCAAAAUCACCAUCCCCUGUUUCGUCUCCAUCCCCUGUUUCUUCUCCAUCGCCUGUUCAGUCUCCUGCUUCUCCUUCUGACCAGACAACACCUUUGUCACCUUCUCCUUCGGAAACAACUCCGACCGCCGAUAGCAUCACAGCGCCGGCCCCAAGUCCCAGGAAAAACUCAGCAAGUGGUUUAGCCGUUACUUCGGUUAUGACUACACUAUUAAGUGUUGCUUCUACCAUUUUGAUGUUUGCUUAAGAUUAAACAAAUGCGUUUUCAUGUUUUGAUUUAGGUUUUCUUUAUUCUAUUGCUGAGUUUUAUUGUCCUAGUCUCUACUCUGUCGGGAUUUUUUUUCCUCUUCUUUGUGUCGUAAUUUCGCAUUAUUGGACUAGUGAAUUUUUUGUAAUAAAUAUCAGUUUGUUGUUCUAAGCGUUUUUUCCUUUUGACAUCA
Molecule: messenger RNA, 1265 nt
Organism: Arabidopsis lyrata subsp. lyrata
Lineage: Eukaryota; Viridiplantae; Streptophyta; Magnoliopsida; Brassicales; Brassicaceae
Product: early nodulin-like protein 2
Cellular component (GO): plasma membrane
Molecular function (GO): electron transfer activity
Source: RefSeq, a predicted model, not a curated record